This is a messenger RNA of Myxocyprinus asiaticus (Chinese sucker), 5450 nucleotides long. Its product is annotated as hamartin-like. The transcript has 22 exons. Gene Ontology annotation, cellular component: TSC1-TSC2 complex. The record is from RefSeq and is a predicted model, not a curated record. The coding region runs from base 359 to 3733 and encodes 1124 amino acids. NCBI's taxonomy places the organism in Eukaryota, Metazoa, Chordata, Actinopteri, Cypriniformes, Catostomidae. Gene Ontology annotation, biological process: negative regulation of cell population proliferation; regulation of cell cycle; negative regulation of TOR signaling.
GCUGCUACAUGCUUAGCUUGCUCUCAUUGCGCUGCACUUCACACCUUUUUGACACUCAUUUCGUGAUCUGUGACAGCAAGGCAGAAGUGUCGGUCAGUAUCCUCUCUCUAAUCAAACAUCAACUUAUUAGCUCUCAUGUCUGGAUUGCACUUGCGCCGGAAUCAUUACGGAUAUUGAGUUCUUCCAUCUGCGCAAACAGCUCAGCUCAGCGGUGUGAAAGGUCGUGAGGUGUUCAAGAUGGCGCCUGUUUGAAGUUCACACUCUGUACGUUCCUGCAUAGGCACCCCAUGCUGACACCACAGGGCAUCGGUUUACGCUGUGACAAAGGCACCAGUCCUGUCCACUGUCUUGCACAGCUAUGGCCAAGGACCAGCCAAAUGUGUUGGACCUCCUCCCUCUUCUGGAGUCCACUGACUUGCAUGAGCUGGAGCAUGUCAAAAGCCUGCUGCAGGAGACCCUCAGCAAAGAUAAAGGGACCAUGUUGCUGAAUAGCCUUGUGGACUAUUACCUGGAGACAAACUCAUCUCAAGCUGUGGACAUACUGUCUUCUGUCAGGGAGCCCCAUGAUAAGUAUCUAUUAGAUAAAAUGAAUGAAUGCAUGGGCAAGCAGAGCUGCCGGCUUUCCACCAUCACUCUCCUUGGCUAUGUUGUCCGCAAGCAGCCGCCAUGGAUCCACAAGAUAGCACGCUUCCCUCUGCUUGCCUCACUGCUGAAAUGCCUCAAGACUGACUCGGAUGUAGUAGUUCUCAUCACUGGUGUUCUGGUGUUAAUCACUUUACUACCCAUGAUUCCUCAAACCAACAAACAGCUUCUGUGCGAAUUUUUUGACAUCUUUGGACGGCUUGCUGCUUGGAACCAACGGCACCCAGGUCAUGCUCAGGGAGUGUAUGCAGUCCACCUGCAUGCCAGCGUGUACUCGCUCUUCCACCGGCUCUAUGGCAUGUACCCCUGUAAUUUUCUUUGUUACCUUCGUGCCCACUACAGCAUGAAGGAAAAUGCUGACACAUUUGAGGAAGUGGUUAAGCCAAUGUUAGAACAUGUCCGGAUACAUCCUGAGCUUAUCACCGGAACCAAAGACUAUGAGGUUGAUCCUAUUAGAUGGAAGCGAUUUGAGCCCCAUGACAUUGUUAUUGAAUGUGCCAAAAUUUCUCUGGAUCCUAUGGAGGCAUCAUGUCAAGAGGGCUACUCUUCUCUGUCUGAUCACAUGGCACGGCGCCCUGCAGACCAUAGCCGAUCAUGCUCAGAGCUUAGUAUGCAUGAAAUCACCUCUGUCACACCAGUGGCCACUGUUUGCAAGUCUCUCUCUCUGUCACUGCUUUAUCUCACUGUAAGCAAGGAAUCUGGUUCGAGCACACAAACCCCCAACCAUCAAAGUGAUGAGAUGAACUCCUCAAGGAUAAAGGAGGAGAUGUGGAGUCCUUCCUCAGUAUGUGGGAUGAGCACCCCUCCCAGCUCUAGAGGAAUGUCCCCCACCACUGUUUCUGAAGUCUCACAUAGUGCCUCCCACCUCUCAGGAGGGAUCCUUAACACUCCAGUGGAUGGGUCAUCUUCUUUCCCAUCGCUCUCAGAAGAACUAGAACAACCUGCCCAAAACACCAGCAGUACUCAGGCAAAGGUUAAUCAGCCGGGCAAAGAGCUGGAAAAAGUUAUGCCCAGAAGUAUUAACAACAAUGGAGGUCCAGGUAAUGCCAAGAGUCCAGUGUCAUUGGCGCAACUCUCUGACAUUGUCAGAAGGACAGACGGGGAGAGAAAGGAUGAUGCCAUCACGCAGGAGAUUUUGAGCUUGACCCAUGGGAGACUGGACUUUGGAACAAGGCCAGGCCCGGAUUCCUCUUUUUCCAGCUCCUCAGACACCCUCCUCUCGUCUCACUUCAGCAAUGAACCGAAUUUUGUCUCAACACCAGACAGGAGUAAAAGCUCUGCCAAAGGAAUAGAGCAGCAACCUCCAUGGGGCCUCUGGCCUGCUUUCACCCCCAUAGAGAACGAAAAGGGCAGUCUGAGUUCCCUGUCUGAACUGACGAAGGAAUCCAUGCCUUAUGAGCCACUGUUUGACCUCACCUUACCUAAGGUGGCAUCACUGUUUUUGGAGAGGAGGACCAUGGAGGCCUUGCGGAGGGCUGAAAGAGAAAGGGUGCACCGAGAGGAGGUGGAGGAUCUUUCUGCUACUUCCCCUCUGGAGGUGUUGGACCGUGUUAUUAAGCAGGGCCAUGAAACCCAUGAUAAAGUGCUGAAGAGAACUCUGUCUUCUCAAAGCCAGUCAGCCAGUCCACACUCUGGAGGUAAACAACAUAGCAAUAAAGGAAAAGGUUCUGUGUCUGCAGCAUCUGAUGAGCUGGGGAUGUUGCGUAAUCAGCUGCUGUUGCUGCAUAACCAGCUGCUGUAUGAAAGACAUAAGAGAGAACAACAUGCACUUCGUAACCGCCGUCUGUUUGGCCGUAUUGUCAACGCGACUGCAUUGGAAGAGCAGAACAACUCCAUGAAAACCCAACUGAAGCUUCAGGAUAUUGAGAUGCAGACUGUGCAAGUAAGUCUUCAGGAGGAGCAGCGGCGCUUCAAGUGUCUACAAGAAGACCAAGAGGCUUUAGUGAACCAACUGCUGACUCAAAUCCAACAACUGCAGCAGAAGCGGAAUGACUAUUACUCAAAGAUGCAGGAGCUGCAGACUGAUUUGAAUGAGAAUCGGAAGAAGGUAGGAGAAAUGGAGGCAGAGCUACAGAGAGCCAAUAACAAAGUGUGUAAUUUGGGACACCUGCUCAGCCAAAUGUCCAUAAAGCUCAACAAUAGUGAAAAUAUGGAGCAGCAGAUGGCUUUUUUGAACACACAGCUACUGCUUUUAGGUGAAGCCAACAAGAUUUGUGUAGAGGAAAUCGAGCGCUUAGGACCUGAGGCAAGCAAGGAGCUGAAGAUGCUGCAAGCGUCUUCACUGCGGGAGGUGGAGCGCUUGAGGCAGAGCUCUCUCCAGCAGAGUCAGAGACUCGAGGCAGCCCAACAGCGCAUCACAGAUCUGGAGACCCAACUCGUCAAGAAAGAGCAGGUCAUCCGAGAGCAGAAGAAACUGCUGGAGAAUGUUAAAAGCCAAGCCACGGAGCAGCUGCAGGCUUCAGAGAACCGGUAUUUGGCCCAGAAGCACAUCACUCAGGCAUUACAGUCAGAGCUGCUUGAACUCUAUAGCCAGAUAGAGUUAAAAAAACUGAAAACCAGUUCACCAGCAGAGCACACUUCUGGGGCCAGCAGUCCCACCAACCAGAGGCCAAAUGGCAACGGCACUGGACCAUCUGCUCCAUCUCUAUCAGCUGACCCAGUGAAAAGAGAGGAAGGCACAUACGUGUGUGUCGAUGGCGAAGUCUCUGUAGGGUCUCCUCGAACACCCGUUAACGGCAGUCAGGAAGAUCUUUCCGCCCUCACUCGUUCAUUUCCCUCUCUCCCCUGCGACUCCCCACUGGCUGUUGGCUCAUACCCCAAUACCAGAAGUUUCUUGGGCAAGCGAGCCAGAGAGUUGUUCCGCAAUAAAAGCGAGAGCCACUAUGAGGUGGAACCAGUAGCGCUCACCUGCUUCUCCCCAGAUCUUAAGGUUGAGCCCGGCACAGACCCCUCAGAGAACACACAGUUUGAAGGGGCCACUGACCAGGCUGACCUGCAGCCCAUGGAUAGACCCCGGGCAUAUAAUAUUCAGUGUAGGAGGCAGCAGGAUCUGCGGAUCAUGGACUACAAUGAAACCCACCAUGAGCAUUGAUUGUAUACUGCUGUUUGUCUACAAUUAGAAAAGAAUAUUUUGGACCCAGUAUUAGACUGCACAACUCUUUUUUUUUUUUUUUUUUUUUUUUGAGUGGUUUGCAGAGUUUUAGUUUUUUUUAAAAUCUCUGUUGUACAACGGAACAGCCAAAAAUUAAAAUAAAAAUCGUCAUUUGACAGGGCAGCCUCAGUUGCCAUGUAGUCACCACAGUGGCAAGAGAAAUAUCUUGUCAUCUCAGUCUAAUGUUAUCAAGUUAAUUAUGAAUUAAUUGUAAUUCAGUAUAUUUUUAUUAUCACCAUUCAGCAAGCAGCUGUGGGGAUUCUGUUCUGUGGUGGUUGGAUGUAACUCAGUCCUCACUGUAUUUUACAGCAAAUGCAUUGCCUUAAUCACUGUAUUUGCUCUUGUAAUUGCCCCAUUUGUUUUUACAUCUUUCUGAAUUGAUCCAAGCAAAACUGCCCCUUUGAGUCAUACAGCGAGAUGUGUCUCAGAAAUUGCACAAUACCAAGUGUGAUCAUUACAUCAGUUCCCUCUUGGAGCACUGUAAAUAGUUCAUGCCUUUGAGAAAUCAAUCAAUCUGAUAAAAAUGUGAAAAAAGAAAAAGAAGCUAUGUAAGGGAUAGAUAAAUAGAAUAAGAAAUCACAUUUCAUUGCUAAGGCUAGCCAUGUGGGUACAUGCCAUAGCAAUGCUUUGUGUGCUUUGCCUAGACAGAAAAUGAGUAAGCAAGUGUUGUGUUGUAGCUCUAGUAAAAUAUUUUUUUAUGCAUUAACUUUCUUUACUGUGAUUGGAGAGCCCAGUCACCAGUGCAAUAAUUCUUAGCAUAAAACUUUAUGCCUGCUCAAUGGUAUGAGUGAUGAAAAAAAAAAAAAAACAUAUUUUUGCUAUUUUGCAGGGCUCUCAGGGCCAUACAGAACACAGGAUAUGCUGCUGUAGGUGCAUUUUAGUGCAUUUGUCCUGUUAAAUCAAGAAAUUGGAAAAUCAUUGUGGUCUUGAGGUGUAUUUGAAAGGCAAAUGCUUAUGCAUUAAUAGAGUACAAAAUAUGGCCACUGCAAUACGUAUAGAUUGUAAUACACUGUAAGACACACUAAACUUGGAAAAGAAGCUGCUCGUUAUAAGCCUGUUCUUCUGUUCCUCUGUUAUUUCCUUUUAUUUCUGUCUUACACAGGUCAGACCCCAACUGCAAAGAAAAGGUUCUAUAAUGGGCUGCAGAUGGCUGAAGUAAAAGCACUUUAAAAAAAAAAAAAAUCAGGGCUUCAUAAGAUUACUGAACUCUAGUCGAGCAUUAGACUUGUCUCUUUCUAAAACCAUGCCCUUGGGGGUUGUUUUUGUUGCGAGAUAAAGUUGGAAUAUGUGAAGCGCUGUUGCAAAAAAAAAAAAAAAAAAAAAAAAAAAACAUGCUGGCUUCAGCCUGCCAGCUGUGAAAAUGCCUCUGUUUACAUUUCUGUUUCACUCAAACAUUACUUUCCCUUUUUAUACCAAAAGCCCACUCAAAACAUUUUGUGUCACAAAAUGCCUUAUUGGAAAAAAUAGGAAGCCUGUCCCUCACCUGAAGCCAUUUGUCAAUAGAUUUGUUUAGAGCUAUGGUACAAUAGGACAAUGACGUGUUACAGGUAACCAGGGGCUCUCUGUCCAGAAGUACUGUUUUGAAUUCAAGAAAAAGAUCUGUGUUCUCCUACUUGUUUAGCUAUGAUCAACAAAAAUAAAAUUUAUAUGUUUUGCA